Molecule: messenger RNA, 821 nt
Organism: Biomphalaria glabrata
Lineage: Eukaryota; Metazoa; Mollusca; Gastropoda; Planorbidae
Exons: 4
Coding region: 282-611 (109 amino acids)
Source: RefSeq, a predicted model, not a curated record
UCCAUUUUGGUUUCAUCGAAACAACCACUGAAUCAACCUUUUCUUAGAAAUUGCGAAAUAAAUCACACGGGAGGUAACUCUUUAUUAGAAUUGAACACAAAAGCAGAACUCGGUCUAAAAUGCCACAAAUUUCUACCCAAAAGAAGAAACAGCAGACACACGUCAUGUAGGCUAGAGAAACGAUGUUUGAACAGCUCUGGGGAGACUAUUUGGUGAUGUGUCAUGUUUCCAGGGUUAGAAUGUACCCAAGAACACGGUGACAAGCAUUUCGUCUACAGGGAAUGAAGCUAUUGUGUUUAAUGGCAGCCCUGUUGGUUGUCACCAAUGCUGACUGUGACACUGGAAUGGUGCAGUGCCUGGAUGCUUACACUCACUCUACUGGUGACCUACGAAGUGCCCAAAGACUUUACGACUGUCUAGCCAUACUGACAUGUGACCCAGGGUCUGCCAAGGACAAGGAACGUCUGCAUGGCCUACAGCUGGCUGCUGAGGAGAUAGAACACCUUACACCGGCUGAAGGUGAAAGUUCAACAUCUAGAGCGUCCUUCUCGUUCAUGUUGAUUGUGUCCCUUACAUUUGUGGCUGUCCUAAGGAUCUGGCUCAGAGCUUGAUAAAAACUACGACCAAUGAUGUCACUGAAGACAAUAUCUUAUCAUUGGUGUACAGGUUUUGUUUAUCUGUAUACAUGCCUGAUAUUUGCUUUACUAUGACAUAACAUUUAUAUGAUUUAAUAUUGAUACUUUCUUUAACUCUAAUGCUGGAUAAACACAUUAUAAUAUUGUCUAAACAUUGUCAUUGAAUAAAAUGGAUGACCUUUUUUA